This is a messenger RNA of Phytophthora nicotianae INRA-310, 1629 nucleotides long. RefSeq lists its product as hypothetical. NCBI's taxonomy places the organism in Eukaryota, Oomycota, Peronosporomycetes, Peronosporales, Peronosporaceae. Bases 1 to 1389 code for a protein of 462 amino acids. The transcript has a single exon. The record is from RefSeq and is a predicted model, not a curated record.
AUGAACCAACUUCGGAUGAACGCAGCGUUUCUCGAUGAGUUAACGGGGUUCUUUGGUGAAUCCUGCCUUUUGAUGCUGCCCGAGGUAGUAGGUGUGGAAGCAUCUACCGAUUCCAGCCUCUCACCACUGAGCUCGACUUUCGACCAAAUCGACAACGAGGAGAGCGCGACAGGACUAGACCGGAAGCCUGUUCUCAAAUCAAAGGACGCUCACCGGCGCAGCAUGUAUCGCGAACGGGAGAAAAAACUACGUCGAGAUCUGCGCCACCAGGUCGGAAUAUUAUCAGAGCAGCUGAAAGUGCUCCAAAAACGCAAGGCAUACGGUAUAAGUGAGUGCACACAAGCCUCCUCAAUUCCGGUUUCAAUGUGGAAAGCGUUGGCAGUUCUACAACGAGGAGCGAGACUCGAAGCCGAGAGCGAGCAGCGGAAGUUGCGUCAAGCAGUGAGCGCCCGAACUGCCGUCAUCGAGGACCUCCAAGGGUUUGUAAGGAAGCGAGUGAGGGAAGCACGGCUCGCAAAUGACGUCGUCUCGCGCUGUUCACUCAGUCUUGCUACCAAGCGCAUGCGCGUUGAUCCAACUGACUCGAUUCUGUUUGAGGCCUUUACUGAGCAACUCGAUGCUCUAUAUGCUCAAACCGACAAGGUCAUGCGUGACUGUGGCAUGAACUCAAUAACGUGUGGAGCAUUGAACUUCAGACCCACACGGAAGACUCAAGAUAGGGACAGAGCCGAGUACUUCCAGUACGCUUGGAAGCAAUUAAUUCCCAGUAACCUCCAACAGACUCGUCGCGCGUUGUGGAAUGUUGCGCACAUGAUACAUCGCCAAGACGACCGCGAAGUCCACACUGGAGCCAAUUCUGGAAACAUCAUCGCGGUGAAGUUUCGUAUCAAAGGUUACCCGGGUUCGACGCUCUCACUUACAGAACACAUCGUCGUCCGGAGAUAUGAUGAAGAAGACCGAACUAUUCUCGUAUGGAGGUCACUCACAGAAGGCAACGGAUGCCUGAGUGGUACGCACUCGGACAAGACAGGCUGGUGUAUCAUCCGGCCAUUUGAAUCGGGCACAAUCAAGGAAACGUACGUACGUCAAGUGCCAAUCCAUUUUAAUCGAGAUCACAAGGCGCAAGAUAGUAAUCAAUUCACCAUUCUCAUCCACCGAUCCAGCGAGGAGGACGGUAUCGCCAUAGCCCAGGGUAUCAGCAGCAUGAACAUUCAUGAUACGGGAUCUCAUGCUGUCGCUGAACAAGCAGACAAAUUUACGGAGUUAGAGACGAACACUUCGGACGAAUCCCUUUCCAACGAAUGCGCACUGGAGCGUGUGCUCGAAGAUAUUGGCAUCGGUCCUGGUGCUGAGGACUUCGACCUCGGUGAAGUUCUGCGUGAAACAUGACCCUGUUAUUGAACAAGUCUACGUGCACUCAUAGGAAGUGUAAGAAAACGUGUGCGCAUGACGCGUGUAAAGUGAUCACACGAAUGAACUCCCGACCACACAUACUCGUACAGUGGUGCACCUCGUUUUCGACAGGGUGGACCAUAUAGAGUCUGCCAACGGCGAAAAUUUAUGCAGGAACGCAGAUGGGCCAAGUGUACUGUUUUUUAAUACUUUAAUUCAGUAGAUAUCGCAGAUCCA